AUGGGCGCUGGCGUUGGGGCGCUGCUGCUGGCGCAGCUGCUGGUGCGAGUCGAACUCCAGAUGCAGGGGAUGCAGGAUCAGAACCAGCUGUUUGCAGGUUUCCAGAACUCCUCGUGGAUCACGCAGCCAUGUGGCCACCAGAAGACCCAGCCGCUCAUAGUGGGUGGGAAAGACUCGGUUCGCGGGCGCUGGCCGUGGCAGGUCAGCCUGCGGCUUCGUAAAGGCCACGUCUGCGCAGGGAGCCUGCUCAGCCUGCGCUGGGUGCUCUCCGCGGCGCACUGCUUCGAGAAGCACAGGGAACCCUCAAAAUGGAUGGCCCAGUUUGGUGAGCUGUCUUCCAAGCCAUCUCUUUGGAACUUGGGGGCCUUCUACCAUCGUUCCACCGUGCAGAGCAUUAUUAUAUACGCUCAUUUCAAGAGGUCUUCGCUCAACGACAUCGCCCUGCUCAGGCUGACCUCCUCGGUCACCUACACUAAGUACAUCCGGCCCGUCUGUCUCAUGUCCUCCUCCUUGGAGUUCCAGAACCGGACUGACUGCUGGGUGACCGGCUGGGGGCACAUCCAUGAGAAUAAGACCCCGCUGCUGCCUCCCUACAACCUCCAGGAAGUGCAGGUCUCCAUCAUAAACAACUCCAGGUGUAAUACCCUGUUCCAAAAGCCCAAUUUCUUCUAUGGAAUCAGAGAUGACAUGAUUUGUGCUGGCUCUGAGGAUGGUAGCCAUGACUCCUGCAAAGGUGACUCAGGUGGACCCUUGACCUGUGAAAAGAAUGGACUGUGGAUUCAGAUUGGAAUCGUGAGCUGGGGAGUAGGCUGUGGUAGGCCCAACCAGCCUGGAAUUUACACCAACGUCAGUAGGUACUUCGGCUGGAUCCAGAAGCUCACAGCCCACAGCCCACCCAGGCCAGACCCCUUCCCACUGCUGCUGCUCCUCCCUCUGCCCUGGGCUGCCCCACUUGUGCAGCUGGCCUGUGCACAGCUGACCCUGUAA
Molecule: messenger RNA, 987 nt
Organism: Miniopterus natalensis
Lineage: Eukaryota; Metazoa; Chordata; Mammalia; Chiroptera; Miniopteridae
Source: RefSeq, a predicted model, not a curated record